Molecule: messenger RNA, 3066 nt
Organism: Penicillium digitatum Pd1
Lineage: Eukaryota; Fungi; Ascomycota; Eurotiomycetes; Eurotiales; Aspergillaceae
Source: RefSeq, a predicted model, not a curated record
AUGGUUACCAUGGGCCCACCACAGGGUGUUCGUCCCGGCGACAUUCUAGAGGUUCUUCAUGAAUUUGGCGGGCGCGGAGAAGACGAACUGAUCAUGUUGCCCCGCGACAAGAUUGAAUUGAUCGAGUUGGAUGAAGGAUUUGGAGAUGCCUGGUUCUACGGCAAGAACCUUAGGACGGGACAGACUGGUCUCUUCCCUGCGAGUAUGCGCGGCCCCCUCCCAGGAUCUCCUCACCACUUCCCGACUGUUCCCCCAGCUAAUAUUCAAAAUCUGUCCGCGAUAGACUUUACCAAAGCCGGCCUCCCAAGAAAGACCCUCGCGGAGUCGCCGGUAUUUGUAGAGUCGCCAGCACAAGUGAACCCUGCGCCCGCAGAUCCAUCGUUCGCAUCAGUCGGAAGUGGGCAGAGCACCCCUCAAGCAACGCGCCACAUUAGCUCCGAGAUGCAAUCACCGCAAAAUGGGUCUCCCACACAGCAUCGAUCCGCCUCGUCUCCGCUGCCUCGCACCAGCCUGGCGGCCGACAUUCAGCAAGCCUUUCGUGGUUCCAUAGACAAUCACAUGAAUGGCGAAGAUAGUCCGGUCAUGAACGAGACGCUGAGCGUCAUUGACGAGCACAUAACGGACAUGAACACACCGCGUCAUAGCGUGUCGAAGCAAGGGCCCAGGACGAUCAACGACUCCGGUAGCGAGUACAGCAGCCAUGUGGGCCACAGGGCUUCUUAUAUCAAUGGACAUGAAACCGACGACGAGGAGCAGAAUCAGCCCACCGAGCAAGAGGUACGAAAAUGGAGUCAAACGCAGACUUCAAGGUGCUUGCGCGAGCUUGGCAUUGAUCCCAAACACUGUAACAUCUUUGAAGAACAGGAGAUUACCGGUGAUGUCCUUCUUGAUAUGGAUCAAGACUUUCUUUUUAUGAAGGAAUUUGAUUUUGGAGUCAUGGGCAAGCGGCUCAAGACCUGGCACAAGAUCAAGGCAUUUCAAGAAGAGACCAAGGGCUUCAGUCAGCAGCGAGCCCCGAGAGGCUCUAUCUCCUCUAGCUUCUCAGGACCUUCCGAUGAACGUCCCUUGUCUUGCACUGGACUCACCGGUCCACUUCUUCCUCGGAUUCAGACCUUGUCAGAAAAGAGCGGCGCUGGUUACCCACGAGCCUCUGCACCGGUGCAACACCCCCGAUUGACUAGCAACAAUAGCUUGCCCGUGACACCGCAUACCCCUCCGUACAGCCAUGAUGCACCGAGGAGAAUUUCUGCGGCAUCGCUCCGUGAUUUCAACCAGAAUCGUCGUCAUUCUUCUAUUGACGCCACCCAACGCGGCAUGUCUGAAUCGGUGUUCGCCGGUCACCAUCAAAAGAAACCCUCAUUCGACCGGUCCUGGACUCUGAAUUCUGGCUUCCAGUCCAUGUCCACUCGCCCAGGAACCUCGGCGGGCACUAGUCCGCGUAGCUCCCCGAACGGACCGCUAACCACUGAGCCAGAUCCUUACGACCAGUCUUAUAUCAACGCUCCGGAUGAGAUGGAGGACGUAGAUCGGGGUUAUUUCUCAGGAACCGAGGUUGACUCGCGCCGAAGCCGCCGCAUUCUACAGAAACGAGGGUCCACCAGUGUCGGCGUCAAUAAUCACUCGCGAAAGUCAAGCUAUGUAGAAGAUCCAUACAACGUCAUCCCCCAGGCGAAGCGCCACUCCCGCAUUGGCAGUGUGGACUCAAUCCGUGACGCAGUGAAGCAUGUCUCCCCCGCGGCCCAGGCCUAUCAUGGUACACCACCGAAAAGUCGGAUGCGGAGCUUCAGCACGCGUGUCUCAACGGAUAGAAGUGGGAACAAUUCCCAGUCGUCAACCACUGAUAGCAAAAUUGGCAACGGCGGCGGAUUCUUCGCCAACUUUUCUCGUGUUGGCGGCAAAGGUGAUUCGGAAAGCCCCUCUUCUCGCGCUUCGCCGUUGCAAUUCCAGCCGCUGAAAAAUACCGGGCCCAAGUUUCGCCGAGCUAUGGGCCUUCGUGCCAUAUCGGACGUUGUUGGAAAGAAGAUUGACACGUCUGUGCCGCCUGACUCCCCGCGGGGGUCCGAUCCCACCUCUGCUCGCACCGGAUCCACAACUCCAUCAGCGACUUCCAAGAGCUCAGAACGGCAUAGUACAGAUGAGUCUGGUAAGACUGCUACUGAUGGGCACGGAUUUGUAGUCCGUCCUCGGACUGUCAAGUCUAAAAAGGAGACAAGUGCCUAUACUCGGGGUCUUGAGAAGAAGUCACCGCGCGAGCAAAUGGAUGGUUGUGAUUAUAGUGGGUGGAUGAAGAAGAGAUCCUCCAACUUGAUGACCACCUGGAAACCCCGCCUGUUCGUUCUACGAGGUCGCCGUCUGUCCUAUUACUAUUCCGAGGACGACACCGAGGAAAGAGGCUUGAUUGACAUCACGGCUCACCGUGUCCUCCGAGCGGAUCAAGAUCCGAUCAUUGCUCUACACGCAACCAUCACCGGCUCCACCGCGCUGCCAGCCAACGCCAACAAUUCUGUGGAGAGCUCUGGCGGCACGAAGCUCAUCACUCCCUCGGUCAUUCAAUCGCUGACCACCAAGGACGACAGUGGGCCGUUCUUCUUUAAGCUCGUGCCUCCAAAGACAGGCAACUCGCGCACCGUGCAGUUUACAAAACCGGCCACCCACUACUUCCAAGUCGACAAUGUCCAGCAGGGUCGCCGGUGGAUGGCAGCGUUGAUGAAAGCGACCAUCGAGCGUGAUUUAGGACAGGCAGUGGAAUCCACCAACAAACAAAAGACUAUUAGUCUGAAACAAGCCCGGCUGCGGAACCAGCGGCCGCUGGAGCUGAGUCCUGCUUCGGGCGGCACCAAGACCGAGCAGACCAUCGACGAGGAAGAGGAAGAGGCUGGUCUCCCAAUCGAGGGCUUGAACAUCAAUCAGUCUGAUGCUAACUCGUUUGAGGACACGAACAGCAGUCUGGACAUUCAUAACACAAACGAAGGCCUCGAUCGACCUCCGUCUAACCCCCUUGGAGACUCGGACCAAGGCCACUCGUCCUUGCUCCCGGAUCCUCUGGCCAAGACCGAUGUUAAGUGA